AUGACAGCUAGUAACCAGUUACUUACAAGUCAAUUGGAUCAGUUCCUCGAGAAGGUUGGGCCACCGCAAAAAGACUUCGACGACCCAACGGUACCAACAGCCACCAUCCGCGCGAAGCAGGCUGCGAAUCCCAGAACCUCGGUCCCGGGAGUCAACGUACCAAUAACCAUGGACGGUGUUGAGAAGCGACACAUUGACAUACCCGUGCGUGAUGGUAACAGUAUCCCAGCACUCCUUUACCAGCCAAAGAGCCCACCAAAUGAGGGAAGCCCAUUGAUUGUGGCAUAUCACGGCGGAGGUUGGUGCGUGGGAAAGCCAGAAAAGGAGGAAGUGAACUGCGUCAAUGCCGUUCUACGCCUGGGAGCCGUCUGUGUCAGUGUGGAUUACCGCCUCGCACCAGAGCAUCCCUUCCCAACGCCACUCAAUGACUCCUGGGAUGCUCUCAGAUGGGUCGCAUCCAACACAUCAAGUCUCCGGGCCGACCCUUCUCAAGGCUUCAUCAUCCAUGGUGAAUCCGCUGGCGGCAAUAUCGCGCUUGUCCUGGCGUUACUUGCACACAGUGAGAAGCUUGAUCCGCCACUCACCGGCAUCUCUGCCUCCAUCCCAAUGCUUGGCCUCUCGCCGGACGCGGUACCGGAAAAGCUGAGGGCGAAGGUUCAGAGUUAUGAGCAGAAUCGAGAUGCACCGGCAAUGGAUACCCAGGCUGUGCGGUACUUUGUUGAGAACUACGAUCCGGAUAUAUCGUCACCGGUCUUGAGUCCGUUUAAUUGGAAGACGGGCCAUCGAGACUUGCCCCCUGUGUUCUUCCAAGUUUGUGGUCUGGAUCCGCUUCGCGACGAAGCUUUGUUAUACGAAAAACUUCUCAGAGAAGGUGGGGUUCGCACCAAAUUGGAAAUUUAUCCCGGCGUGCCUCAUGCCUUUUGGGCGUUCUUUCCCGAUCUGAUUCUUUCUAGAAGGGCGGUUGAGAAGACGGCAGAAGGAUUUGUAUGGCUGCUGAGUGGGGGACUGGAAUAG
Lasiodiplodia theobromae is the source of this 1014-nucleotide messenger RNA. Its product is annotated as Lipase 2. The coding region runs from base 1 to 1014 and encodes 337 amino acids. Gene Ontology annotation, molecular function: hydrolase activity. The record is from RefSeq and is a predicted model, not a curated record. The transcript is spliced from 5 exons. NCBI's taxonomy places the organism in Eukaryota, Fungi, Ascomycota, Dothideomycetes, Botryosphaeriales, Botryosphaeriaceae.